UGCUUGAUCACCCACACCCACACAUCUUCCUGCUGUUCAUCAAGGUCGUUCCAUCGGCCCAGCAGAAGAAGCGCCGCAUAGCACCACGCCUCCUGCGGUCUAUCAGCAACCCAUCACCCUCUGCCCUCGUUGACGCAGAGACUCUUCGCCCUCCAUCGCCACAUGACUGCUCUCCCGUUUCAGUGAGACGAGAGCACCGCCAUUUUCCCAGCCUUUGUCCUGCGCUCGGCCAUCGAAAGACAGGUCUUUUUUUGAUCGCAGACAGGAUAUAGCAUCUCUCGCACGCACACAAGCCUCGCUUUCGGCACAAUUCACAGAACGUGCCAUUCUUUUCUCUCGCUCAAAUCUUUUUUCCCACCCACCCACCACACCACCCACAACCAGAGACCGCCAAAAUGGUCUCAGCAUUUCAGAUGCAGCAAUACUACAGGCCAACGGCCUUGAGUGUGGACACGCAGAAGUUCUUCGACGAGGAGGACGACAGCGUUCUUGACGAGGGUAUCCUGGAGCAGAGCGGCCUUGAGCAGGGACUGGAAAUGUCCCCCAACAUGGUCGACAGCCGCCGGGAGUCCUUCGCCAUGGGCGCUUCAUUAUUCUCGCCGAGGCACGAUGACUGGUCCGCAUCGGUGGAGAUGCAGUCGGUGCCGUCCAACAACCCCUUCCUGGACCAGACACCAAACACCACGAGCAACAACCCCUUCAUGCGCAUGGACCAGAACCAGCACCAGCAGGCUCAUGGCUUUGUGCCACAACAGACGUGGACCAGCACCGCCGCCUCGGCGGGCGCUGUUGCGGCUUUUGACGGCCUGCCGGUCGAGUUCGACUCCACCAGCGCCUCCCUCUACCGCACCCCCAUCCCCUUCAGCAACCCGGCCAACAACGUGACCAUGUUCUCGUCCGUUCCCAGCCAGGCCUCGCUGCCGACGUCCCCGCAGAAGGAGCAUUGGUCCGGCAACAUGGCUAUGAACAAGAAGGUCAGGCCCGGUAGCCCCGGUCUCCGCUCGCACAACGAGCUGCGCAAGGGGGACGGCAUCCGCAAGAAGAACGCGCGCUUCGACAUCCCUGCCGAGCGCAACCUGGCCAACAUUGACCAGCUCAUCGCCCAAUCGACCGACGAACAGGAGACCAAGGAGCUGAAGCAGCAGAAGAGACUUUUGAGGAACAGGCAGGCUGCCCUCGACUCGAGGCAGCGCAAGAAGCAACACACGGAGCGCCUUGAGGAUGAGAAGAAGCACUACACUUCUCACAUCUCUACCCUGGAGGAGGAGCUUGAGGAUAUGCGGCUUCAGAUGUCUCACCUCAUGGAGGAGAGGGCCCAGCUCGUCAACCGCAUCCAGAUCCACGAGUUCGACAAGGAGGAGCUGGUCCGCCGCCACACCGAGGAGACGGCCGAUCUCCGCAGGAAGCUCAAGGUCCUGACGACGCACAUCGAGAGCACCGAGGGCACCGACGUCUCUGGCGCCUCGGGCCUGCCGGUCAUGCCCGGCGCCAACGCCGGUGGCUUCUCGGGCUCGUUCGGCCCCGACAUGGGCAUCUCGGUCGAUGGCUCCUGGGACGGCAUGGGCUACAUGCCCGACUUUGGCGCCGCCAUGGACCCUGCCGCCAGCGUGCCUGAUAUCAAGCAGGAGCUGCCGCAGCACAAGAUGCAGGUGGUGGUUGCCAACAAGAAGCACGACGCCGCCGUUGAGAGCGAGAAGCCGUCGACCCAGGGCGGCCUGCUCUUCAUGCUCUUCCUCGUCGGCGCGCUCGUCUGCUCGAGCCGCUCGUCGGUGCCCAGCAUCCCCCGCGUGUCGGAGGACGUGCGCGCCGCCUCGGAGUCGAUCCUCCAGAAUGUCAUCAAGGACGCCGGCGUCGCCGAGCCCGCCGCCGCCACCGGCUUCGCUCUCCGGGGCGCCGCCGCCCCCUCGGGCACCAUCAACUGGCCGGCUCCCUCGCCCAUGGCUUCGGCUCCUGCCGCCACUGGCCUCGACGGUGUUGCCCCCAGCAUGCUGGGCGACCUCACGGACCUGCUCACGCGGCCGACGGCCGAGCAGUCAAAGGAGGAGGCCUUUGGCAUGACGGCGUCGCAGUACAGCUCCAUGAUGAUGUCGGACGAGUUCCUGCAGGCCGGCCCCUCGUCGGGUGGUGGCGAAAGGUCCACCAGCCAGGGUCGCCGCAACCUGGCCGAGGCCAUGGCCUCGGUGAGGCAGGGCAGCAAGGCCGAGGUCUACACCAGGUCGCUCCUGUGGGACCAGAUCCCUAGUGACGUGGUCAGGACCUUUGUCAAGAUGGUUGCCGAGUGCAAUCAGAACCAGGGCGACGGCAUCAGCGCAUGAGCACUGUUCGACUCUUUCCUACCCAUUCCUCGCGUCUCCUUUCGCAUCCGUUUGAUUUUGACACACACGAUCAACGACCCCGACCCACGACCAACUAUGAUCACGACGCCAACGAAGCGUGCCGAGCAAUUGUUGUUUUUUUCGCGCUGCCUUUUUUUUUUUUUCGCCUGCUCUUAUCUUUUGCUGUUUUCCUUGCGCGCAUUCUCCUUUCCAAUAUGGUUUCCUCCUUCAAUUUCGCGCCUUACCUUCUUGCACCGGAGGAUCUCUCCUCCGGGGCCCUCUUUCUUUGCACAUAUAUUAUUUCUGCCACUCACGUGCAUACAACCGUUGUUGCUUUUUUCCUCUCUUCUUUUUUUUUUUUUUUUUUUUU
Molecule: messenger RNA, 2685 nt
Organism: Gaeumannomyces tritici R3-111a-1
Lineage: Eukaryota; Fungi; Ascomycota; Sordariomycetes; Magnaporthales; Magnaporthaceae
Exons: 3
Coding region: 396-2315 (639 amino acids)
Biological process (GO): regulation of DNA-templated transcription
Molecular function (GO): DNA-binding transcription factor activity
Source: RefSeq, a predicted model, not a curated record